This is a messenger RNA of Colletotrichum phormii, 2154 nucleotides long. RefSeq lists its product as uncharacterized. The transcript has 7 exons. The coding region runs from base 1 to 2154 and encodes 717 amino acids. The record is from RefSeq and is a predicted model, not a curated record. Lineage: Eukaryota; Fungi; Ascomycota; Sordariomycetes; Glomerellales; Glomerellaceae.
AUGGCGUCAGCAACUAGUGACGGUCAAACGUUCUACUCCACGAUCCAGCUGCCUGAAUCACAGCAGCCAGUCAAGGAGCCCAAGCUUGAAGACUGCGCUCACAAAACAGGCAAAUUUACUAACACCAAACGUAUCAUCGUCUGUUGUGACGGAACAUGGAAUAAUUCAAACAAGAAGGGUGGCAUUCCUACUAAUGUGGCCCGCCUGUCGUCCGGCAUUGCCCAUAAGUGCUGCACGGGUAUGCCGCAGGUUGUCUACUACCACCGAGGAGCUGGCACCGAGGAAUCAAAAGUUGCCCAAACUCUCGGCGGAGUUUUCGGAAAGGGCAUCGUUCAGGAUAUUGCUGAUGUUUACCGGUUCGUUUGCGAUAACUACAACCCAGGAGAUGAGAUUUUCAUCGUCGGAUUCUCCCGCGGAGCUUUCACCGCGCGAUCAGUGUCCGGAUUGAUCUGCAAUCUCGGGCUUUUGAAUCGCGUCGGCCUGUCACAAUUCGGGGCAAUUUUCCACGAUUACCAGACUUUCCCCAACUGGCAUGGAAGCUUUGACAAAGAAGACCACUUGGUAGGCUUUACACUUACCAACUACGAGCGCCUUGAGAAACGCGAAGCAUCGAGGGACGAAAGGAUCGACGAACGUGAUAGCGCUGCCCUACAAGUUGCGUUGGACAAGGAGAAACAGGAGUUUUUCAAGAAAAUGACCGACUGUCGCAAGAACUCGAAGGGUUACGGACAAAUGGACCUUCGCAAGAUGGCUAGAAAUUACAGAGACCAGCUUGAAAAGCACGGAAUGGUUCUUACCGAGAGGCAGAGGCAAUGUCGAGGGGGAGAUUGGGGCGAAUUCUGGGUCCCCACGAACGUCAAGGUCAGAGCGGUUGCCGUAUGGGAUACUGUUGGAAGUCUAGGCUGGCCCAAAAUGCCCUGGGAAAAGGUCAACUUUGGCCGCAGCGUCGAGGAGCUUCGCUUUACAAGUCUCGAUGUCAACCCCAACGUUGAUUAUGCCUUCCAUGCCCUCGCACUUGACGAAUGGCGCACGGCAUUCAAACCAACAUUGUGGGGUAAGGACAACAAUGAACAUACGCAGCUUCGACAAGUCUGGUUUCCCGGCAGCCACAGCGACGUUGGUGGAGGUUUUGAGGACCAACAGAUUGCCAAUAUUGCACUUGCCUGGAUGGCGGAUCAGCUUACCUCUGUCGGUGUCGAGUUCAACACGUCUGAGAUGAAGCGGCUCUUCUACACCCUCACUCCUGGUGUCAAGGCACGCAGAUGGGGAAUGGGCAGAAUUAACAACCCUGGAAAAGCCACGUCGAUCCCUGAUCAGACAUACAACGCGAUUUGGUAUCCGUGGCAAAAGUUGAAGGGUGAAAACACCGUCUUGGGCACCCGAACUCCGGGCUUAUACAGGACCGACGAUGGGAAAAGUAGACUCGUGAGCCCUAACCAGCUUGUACAUCCCUCCGUACGCAUCCGUUACCUCUACGAUGGCGCUGGUCUCGAUGACGCUGGCGAAUGGGAAUGCGCAGCCUUGACGAAGAACGGAUUCAAACUCAAGAAAAGCACUGCGCCGCCCAAGGUUGAUGAUCCAUACCCCAAGACACCCAUUGCUUCAACUUACGAAACCCUCGCCGGUACCGUCUCAUCCGUCCACGGCGGCCAUACAAUGGACCUUGAGUCCCACAAGGGCCACACACUUGUUGUACACCAAGUGCCGUUUGAGGCUGACCUCUGUCUUCUGGAACAAGCCGAGAAUCACUGGAUCUGGACCCGAGACUCAGAUGACAGAAAGGAGGGCUCGCGAACUUUACAUGAGGAGCGCAUAGGAAUGUGGGAGCGUCUCUUCAUCGACAUCAAUCAUAAGAUGUUCUUGCGCCAAGAGAGUGAAGAGAGAAAGAGGGCCGAGAUCAAAGCUGAGAAGCCCAAGGAGAAGCAGUCUUGGAGACAGUGGUUCACGGAAAAGGCCAAUCAAGCCAAGGGUGCUGCUGGACAUGCGCUCAACAACACUGUCGUCGGAAGAAUCCUUGGGCCAUCAGCCAAGCUCAAGCCCUUGGGCUAUCCUCGGUAUUUCGGAUACCACGAUUUGAUUUCUUGGCAGCGGGGUGAUGUCAGACAGACGCGGCAGAGAAACCCUUGGCCGGAGAGUAACAAGAUUGAGGCAUAG